Molecule: messenger RNA, 4341 nt
Organism: Brassica rapa (field mustard)
Lineage: Eukaryota; Viridiplantae; Streptophyta; Magnoliopsida; Brassicales; Brassicaceae
Product: translocase of chloroplast 159, chloroplastic-like
Biological process (GO): protein targeting to chloroplast
Cellular component (GO): chloroplast outer membrane
Molecular function (GO): GTPase activity; GTP binding
Source: RefSeq, a predicted model, not a curated record
GAUUAAUUAACCCAAGGGGUAUAAGUGUAUAUUUACCUCUUUAAUGAAAUCUAUUUUUGUGACUUUGAGUCUUGAGUGCUACUUUGGGAACAAAAACUUGGUUUAGUGCUAUUCUAGUCUUUUUCUCUAUAACAUAUAGCAAAUAUAUUAGUUUAUGUUAAAAAUUAAUAUUUUCCAAAGUUAAGGUUUUGUUUGCUCUUAUAGAAAACAAGAAAUGUAAGACUAAACUACCCUGAGAUAUGAACGUUACACCAACGAACGCCGAGGGUAAGACAAACAUUUCAGAAAAGAGAGAGGAUGAAAAAGACCUAUUAGGGCUGGGCAAUUAGAGUUCCAAUCGGGUUUCGGUUCGGAUUCAUUCGAGUUUCGGUUUUCAGAUUCAUGAAUUUCAGUCCCAUUCAAAUAUUAUAAAACUUCGGUUCAGAUUCAGUUAAGGUUUAGUCAAUUCAGUUAAGGUGUAAUUGGGUUCAGUUCGGGUUUAGUUACAUGUCCAGGAUCAUGUUGAACCCUGAAUAGUUUCAGUUGCAGAUAUUAACCGGGUUAUCUUUUUCAAAAAUAUUGAUUUAUACUUGAUUAAACUCAAUAUAUUUCCAAUAAAUUUGUGUACGUGGCUUCUUCAAACCAUAUUGUUUUCCUUCAAAAUAAUUUUGGGCGACUCCUCUGUCAACUAUACAAGAUUCUUCUUUGAACUAUACGUGAUAACAUCAGAUAUAUCAUGACAAACCAAAGCUUUCUACGAACGAGAAUCAUACAUAACAAAAAAUUAAAAAAUUAAAAUUAACAAUUACCGACUCUAUAAACUCAAGAAACACUAUUUGAAGUUUAAGAAAAAACAUUGUUUAAACUUGAGAAUCAAACUUAUUCAUAUUUGAACAUUCAAAUGCAAUUGUUAAAACAUAAAAACAUUAAUACUGACCAAAUACCAAAAAUAUAUAUUAAACUUAAUUUUUUAAUAGAUAAUUAUUUUAAAUCUCAGUAAUAUCUUAGUGUAUUUUGGUUACAUAUCAGUGAUUGAUAUCAAAUUUGGUACAAGUUCCUUUUAGAAUUUUUGAAUUUUUAGGAUUUUGGGAUAUUCAUUCGGAUUCGGAUAAAUCCAUAACUUGAAUUUUUAGAUCGGUUGAAGUUUCUAGUUAGUUUUUUAGUUGAUGUUGUCAAAAAAAAAAUCCAUAACCUGAAAUACCAUAAAAUAAAAUCUGCUCAGCAUUUGUGUCAGUUCAGAUUGAUUUUAUCCCGGGUCUGGUUAAGUUCGGAUAUUUGGAUUCGGUUUAGUCUAUUUCAUAAAAUCCUUGGCAAAAUAGAGAAAGGGUAAAACUCCAAACCUAAUUAAACUCUCGAGUGUGGAUUGUUAUCUAAGGAUAACCAAUCAUAGACAAAGACGUUCUCCUCAAGUUUUGUGUAGUAGCAGCGAUCAAGCUUCGUUUAACACUUCUAGGCAGUUAGGAAAAAUAUGGGCUUCCUUUGUCGCCGGUGGUGCGAGCGUGGCAAUUUGAUUAGUGUUAAGGCUUUCGAUAACUUGUCUGAGUCUUUGGAAUCUGAGGAUAUGAGUUUGGUUAGUGGUAAAGUCCAUGAUGAAGAAGAUCAUACUGUAAAAGAGGAGAUUACUUCUACAGAUUAUGUGCGUGAGGAACAUGAUGAUGAUCUGACUGCUGCAUAUGGUAGAGAUUUAGAAUCGGUAGGUAAGGAAACAUCAGAGGCACUUGUGGAUAUUGUUUCUGCAAGUGAGUUUGGCAGCCAAGGAUCUUCAGGAGAACGUGUCAUGGGCGUUGAUAGGUCUGGAGAACAGCUCUUGGAUGAUGCACAUUCUAGUGUAACAAACAUUCAUAGCUAUCAAGGAUAUAGGUUUGAUGGCCAUAUUUCCACAGAUUCUGACGAGGAAGCCGACACCAAUAUUGUAGGUGAGGAGGAAAGUUUUGAUACUGCAGCUUUGGCUGCCAUCUUAAAGGCAGCCACUGGUGGAACUUCAGAUGAUCUUCAUACAACCAUAAUAUCUCAGGAUGAAACAGAACCUCCAGCUGGUUUGGGCUCAUCUUUAAGACUGGUGAGAUCACGUCUAAACCGCACCAACAUGUUCCCCAGUCUAAAAGUCGGAAUGGGCGGAGAGAGUGAGAGUAACUUGAGCGAGGAAGAGAAACAUAAGCUGGAAAAACUGCAAAGUUUGCGUGUGAAAUAUCUGCGUCUUGUGCAUAGGCUGGGGAAGUCAGUGAAAGACUCAAUAGCAGAGCAGGUUCUUUACAAGCUUUCACUUCUUGCUAAUAGUCAUUAUUCAUUCAGUCUUGACGCUGCAAAGAAGAUGGCUAUGGAUCAGUCUGAAGAAUUAAACUUCUCUCUAAACAUACUGGUCCUUGGAAAGUCCGGUGUGGGAAAAAGUGCCACUACAAACUCCAUCUUGGGCCAUCAGACUGUAUCCAUUGAUGCGUUUGGACCUUCCACCACUUCAGUCAAAGAAGUUUCUAGAACAGUGGACGGUGGUGUCAAGAUCACAAUCAUCGAUACGCCGGGCUUAAAAACUUCUGCCAUGGAUCAAAUUGGUAAUACCAAGAUGUUGUCCUCGGUGAAGAAGGUAAUGAAGAAGUUCCCACCUGAUGUUGUUCUUUACGUUGAUCGUCUUGAUGAUGCUCAGAACAAUCUUCCUUUGCUAAGAACAAUCACUGAUUCUCUUGGUCCUUCCAUAUGGGAGAACGCCAUAGUGAUACUGACUCAUUCUGCUUCAGCUCCUCCUGAUGACCCAUCCGGCACUCCUUUGAAGUAUGAGGAGUUUGUAUCGGCACGCUCAUACAUUGUUCAGCGUUCAAUUUCACAAGCCGUUGGUUUGGUUUACACGCCUCCAGUUUAUCUAGUUGAGAAUCAUCUUUUGUGCAGGAAGAACCGAGCAGGUGAAAAAGUUCUCCCAAACGGCCAAGUUUGGAAGCCUGAGCUGAUGCUUUUGUGUUACUCUAUCAAAGUUUUGUCCGAAGCAGUUUAUCUGAUGAAGCCUCGAGAAGAACCGCCACUGAACUACCGCAACGUUUUUGGAUCUCUUUGGCCCAAGAUGUCUCUCCCUAGCUUGUUGUCUUGGCUGUUGCCGUCCCGUUCACAUCCUUCAGACCAAGGUGGUAAAGUUGAUGAUGUGUCUGACUCUGAGGAUGAGUAUGACCAGCUUCCACCAUUUGAGCCUCUCCGGAGAAGUCAGCUUACAAAACUCUCAAAGGAACUGAGAAAGGCGUAUUUCGAGGAGUAUGAUUACCGUGUAAAGCUCCUGCAGAAGAAGCAAUGGAGAGAGGGCUUGAAGAAAAAUGGAAAGAAGAGUAGUGUAUAUGGAGAAGAAGUGGAUCCAGAGAACAACCGGGCUCCAGUUACAUUACCAGAUAUGGUAUUGCCACCUUCAUUUGACAGUGAUAACUCAGCUUAUCGUUACCGCUCUCUAGAAUCCACUUCACAGUUCGUUACCAGGUCAGAGUUGGAUACUCAAGUCUGGGACCAUGAUUGUGGAUAUGACUGUGUCAUUGCAGAACAUAGUCUGGCCAUAGCUAAACGUUUUCCUGUUGCAAUCACCGUUCAAAUGACUAAGGACAAGGAAGAGUUCGAUAUCCAUCUGGACUCUUCUGUUUGUGCUAAGCACGGGGACAAUGGUUCCACCAUGGCAGGGCUCACUGUCCGGAGUGUAAGUAAUCAGCUUAUGUACGUGGUCGUAGGAGAAACCAAAUUCAAUAACUUUAGGAAGAACAAGACGACUCUUGGAGGGUCUGUGACAUUCUUCGGUGAGGAUGUUGCGAUUGGUCUCAAACUCGAGGACCACAUCACGCUCGGGAAAAGGAUCGUCCUAGCUGGAAACGCAGGGACCGUGCAGUCGCGGGAAGAGUCAGCCUAUGAAGCAAACCUCGAGGUGAGGCUUAGAGAAGAUGAUUUUCCGAUAGGACAAAACCAAUCUGCCUUGGGGCUGUCUCUAACCAAGUCUAAAGAAGAAGAUCUAACCCUCUCAGCGAAUCUCCGGUCUCAAGUCUCUAUAGGAAGACAAACGAAGGUAGCAGCUUUUGCAAGUCUUGACACCAAGAGGACCGGACGUUUCACAGUCAGAACCAGCAGCUCAGAUCAGUUGCAGAUCGCGGUCAUGGCCAUUCUUCCUCUUGCCAUGUCCAUCUACAAGAGGGUUGUUGGAUCAGGAGACAACUGAGAAAGACCUUUAAGAGACUAUAUAUAUAUAUGAUAAUCUUGUGCGUUAAGUAAUCUUCUUGUUCUGUUGAGAUGAUUUACAUGGUACUAUUGACUCGUACCUUUUUUCUUGAUGUUCAAGAAAUAGUUCUGUAUUUUGUUUUGCCAAAAUUUAAUACUUGUGACUGAAAAUAUCUUUAUUCUCGCUUAAAA